AUGGCGACAGUAAAUGAAUCAAAUUUGUGUUCAAUAUGCAAUAAAUCAUCAGCUAGAUAUUUUUGCAUUGGAUGUAAAAGUUAUUUUUGUCCGAAGGAUUUCAAAGAACAUGAACAACAAUUAUGGAUGAAAUUCGAUAGUGAAAUAGUUAGAUCACAUGAUGAACUUCUUGAUCAGCUACGAAAAUUAGAAAAAUCAAAUUGUUUGUCAUUGGAGUUUUUUGAUCAAAUUGAACAAUGGAAGAAAAUAACAAUCACAAAAAUUGAGAAAGCUGCAGAAAAAGCUCAUCAUGAACUCAUCGAUAAACAAAGAAUCAAAUUAACACAACAACUUGAACCAAUUACAAAAGAAAUUUGCUGUCGCCGAGACGAAGAAAAUUUUCUUGAGAAUGAUAUCGAUCAACUUAAACAAAGAAUUGAUGAAAUCCAACAAAUACUUCAACAAUUUAUUCAAAAAGAUACAAAUAAAAUCAUCAACUUCAAUGAUGAUAAAAUUGAUUGGAAUCAGCUCAUCUACAUACGAGGAGAACAACAAAGCUCACCAUUCUUACGCAGUACUAACCUGAAUGCAAAUGCCAAAUGGAUACAGCAUGGUGUCACUGUAGCUGGAGGAAAUGGAUAUGGCAGUGGAUUGAAUCAACUCCACUUUCCAUGGGGUUUAUGCAUUGAUGAUGAUGAUCAAACUAUCUACAUUGCUGAAUACUACAAUAAUCGCAUUGUGGAAUGGAAAUAUGGUGCAACGACUGGUCGAAUUGUGGCCGGGGGGAACGGAUUAGGAAACCAUCUUGAUCAAUUCAACAGUCCGAGAGAUGUGAUAAUAGAUAAAGAAACAAAUAGUCUCAUUAUAAGUGAUUACGGGAAUAAAAGAGUUGUUCGAUGGCCUCGUCAAAAUGGUACAAAUGGGGUGACGAUUAUCUCCAAUAUUGGGUGUUUUGGAUUGGCUAUGGACGAUGAACGAUUUCUUUAUGUUGUUGAUCAUGAUAAACAUGAAGUGAAACGAUAUCGCAUGGGAGAAAAUCGAGGAAAGAUAAUCGCAGGUGGAAACGGGCAAGGGGAUCGUCUUGAUCAAUUGAAUCAUCCGGCAUACAUCUUCGUUGAUCGAGAUCACUCAGUGUAUGUAUCUGAUUACAGUAACCAUCGUAUAAUAAAAUGGAUGAAAGAUGCAAAACAAGGAAUUGUUGUGGCUGGGGGUCAAGGUCAAGGAAACAGUCUUACACAAUUAUCAAACCCUAGUGGAGUUGUCGUAGAUCAAUCAGGUACUGUUUAUGUGACUGAUACUUGGAAUCAUCGAAUAAUCCGCUGGUCUCAUGAGUCCACAGAGGGAAAUGUUAUUGUGAAUGAAAAUGGUCAAGGAAGUCAAUCGAAUCAGCUUUCAUCUCCCACUGGUUUGUCAUUUGAUCAAGAGGGCAAUGUCUAUGUGAGUGAUCAAGGAAAUCAUCGGGUACAAAAAUUCAUCAUUGCUCGAAAUUAA
Rotaria sp. Silwood1 is the source of this 1470-nucleotide messenger RNA. Lineage: Eukaryota; Metazoa; Rotifera; Eurotatoria; Philodinida; Philodinidae. The record is from the annotation of a GenBank genome assembly.